CGGCGGCGGCGGCGGCGGCGGGAGCCGGGGGUCGCGCGGCUUUGCAGGGCUGAAGGGGCUGGUGGGCCCGCGGACCCGCGGGCUGGGCUCCACGCUCCAUCUUCCGCGGCGCCUCUCCCGCCCGUCCCUGCCCGGGGGCCAGGAGGAGACGUCCCGCGCGCGAGGGCCCGGCGCGAAGAGGGGGCAUGGCCAGCGUACCUCAGCUGUUGGACGACCUGUGCGAGGCCCUCCUGCCGGCUGCGAAGGCUCACUUGGGCCAGCGCCGCGGAAGCAGGAAGAGGGCCAAGCAGAGCCUCAAGAAGGUGGCCUACAAUGCUCUUUUCACAAACCUGUUUCAAGAUGAGGCUCGCAAGCUGCAGCCAGACCUCCCAAGACUCCCGGUGAAAAACAGGAUCCUCAUGCUGUCCUUCGACUUGCGAGUGGGCGGUCUAGGCGCUGAGGCCGACCGCCUGGAGGAGCUGGUGGAGGGGCUGGAGACGGCGCCUCGCGGGCCGCUGGCGGAGCUGGGCUCUGUUCUGGACCUCCUGGUGCAGCUGGCGGGCAGUGGUCCCCCUCGAGUGCUGCAGCGCAGGCGGGAAUACUUCCUCCCCAAAGAGCACGUCGGCAGAAAUGUUCGCUACGGCGGCUACGACUGCUGCCACCUGAGCGGGAUUGAGGCGGACGUGCGCUCUCUCAUCUCCGGAGAGGAGGAGCUGUGUCGGGACCUAAUCCGGAAGACGCUGCAGGUGAUGGAGGCGGCGCCGGGCACCGGCCUGCCCGCCUUUGGGCUGUCCUCGUACGGCGACCCUUACGGGGACAGAUUUGAGAGAGACACCCGAGUUUCGCUUUUCGGAGCCCUCGUGCACAGCCGCACCGCCGACCUGGACGUCCGUCUGGACCUGCCCCCGGUGCCGGACAGCGCAGACCUCUCUGGCUUGGCCAUCAAGGUCCCUCUGAGCGUGGAUCAGUCCGAAGACGAAGGGUUCCAGUCGGCACCCAAUCUGACUCCUGAUUCCCAGUCCGAGCCGGGUGUUACUCCAGACAUCGACCUGUGGGAAGCCGUGCUCACCUAUGAGGCCAGCAGGCGGAGGUGCUGGGAGCAGAUUGGAUGCCCUCCCGGCCACAGAGAGGAGCCCUACCUCACCGAGGCGGGAAGGGACGCCUUCGACAGGUUCUGCAGGCUCCGCCAAGGGGAGCUGCAGGUGCUGGGGGGCGCCCUUCUGCAGGCCCCGCAGCCUGUGCUGGUGAAGGAGAGUGAGCUGGUGAAGGACACGCUGAACGUCCUGCUGGGGGUCGUGUCGGCCACGUUCUCCCUCUGCCAGCCAGCUCAGGCCUUCACAGUGAAGCGGGGCGUCCAUGUGUCAGGGGCGUCCCCCGAGAGCGUCAGCAGCCUCCUCUCAGAGGUGGCCGAGUGUGGGACCCACUACGCGCGCCUGAGCGACUUCUCCCUGCAGCCUGUGCUGGACUCCUCAUGCAGCAAGGGCCUCGUGUUCCAGGCCUUCACCAGCGGCCUGAGAAGGUACCUGCAGUAUUACCGGGCUUGCGUCCUCUCCACGCCGCCCACCCUGAGCCUCCUGACCAUUGGCUUUCUCUUCAAGAAACUGGGCCGGCAGCUGAGGUACCUGGCCGAGCUCUGUGGUGUGGGCACCGCACUCCCGGGCACUGGCGGAGGAGAGCCCAGGGCAGCGUUCCCCACUGGGGUGAGGCUGCUCUCCUACCUCUACCAGGAGGCCCUGGACAACUGCAGCAACGAGCACUACCCGGUGUUGCUGUCUCUCCUGAAGACCAGCUGCGAGCCCUACACGCGGUUCAUCCACGACUGGGUUUACAGCGGGGUUUUCAGAGAUGUUUAUGGCGAGUUCAUGAUCCAGGUGAACCACGAGUACCUGGGCUGCAGAGACAAGUCUUACUGGACCCACGGCUACGUGCUCGUUUCCAAAGAGGUGGAGGCCUGCGUCCCCGUGUUCCUGAAGCACGUUGCCCACGAUGUGUACGUGUGCGGGAAGACCAUCAACCUGCUGAAGCUCUGCUGCCCCCGGCAUUACCUCUGCUGCUCUGACGUCCCUGUCCCUCGCAUCUCGGUGAUUUUUUCCCUCGAGGAGUUGAAGGAUAUCGAGAAGGACUGCGCCAUCUACGUGGGACGGAUGGAGAGGGUGGCACGCCACAGCUCCCUCAGCAAGGAGGAGAAGGAAUUACGAAUGGAAAUCGCAAAGCAAGAGCUGAUUGUCCACGCCCGGGAAGCAGCAUCCAGGGUCCUGAGCGCGCUCAGUGAUCGGCAGAUGUCUGAGCGGAUGGCCUUGGAUGCCCGGAAGCGAGAGCAGUUUCAGAGGCUGAAGGAGCAGUUUAUGAGAGACCAGGAGCGUCGCCGGGCAGCCAGGCAGGAGGAGCUGGAUGACGACUUCAGCUAUGCCCGCGAGCUCCGAGACCGGGAGAGGAGGUUGAAGGCCCUGGAGGAGCAGCUGGAGAGGAAGGCGAGUCCUGUGUGUGGUUGCAGGCAGGCGCUGGUGGAUCAUUAUAGCAAGUUGUCUGCAGAGGCUGCUCGUCGGGAGCGGAAGGCGCUGUGGAGGGUCCAGAGGCACAGGCUGGCGGACGCUCGGCUUCGCUUUCUCUUAGAGGAUGAGAAGCGUGUUCAGGGGAUGCUGGGAGCUGUGUGUGAGGGGAAGCCCCUGGAGCCGUUGGCCAUCCUCCCAGGUGCCUGCACCCAGGCCUCCCUUCCGUGCCCCGAGCACCCAGACGGAGGUGGCGGCUGUGGUUCUGGGCCUGCAGAGCAGCCCAAGGCUGCCCGGGAUGGUCCCCAUGGGCCGAGCAGGCUGAUGCCACAGCUCCCCGAGUCUCCAGGAGAGGGGGCCUGUGGCUCUGGGCCAGCAGCAGGCCUGCUGUUGGAUCCGGUGGAGGAUCCAGGGCUGUUGUCUGUGGGCCUCAGCAUCCGAGACUUCCUGCCCACAGCCCAGGGGGCUGAGCAGCCUCUGCACACCGGCUCAGCUCUUGUCCUGGAGGAGGCGCUGCAGACCAUUGGCUCCGACCUGCCUCCCCCGGCUCCAUCUGCAGCAGUGGGCACAGGGCCCUCUGGGCCACAGGAGUACGAUUUCAGAACCAUCCUGAGGCCAGCUGUGGCCACCUCAGCUUUCCCAGGGCCCUUUCAGUCCACGGGAGGUGGCUUGGGCAGUGAGGGGCAGCCCCAGUGGGAGGACACUCAUGUGCAGCUAGACAUGUGUGUCCUAGAUGGGCAGGUGGCACUGCCCCAUGCAUGUUCUCCCCAGAAGACCUCCCCGCAAGAGGGCAGCCAGGCCAUGGGGCAGCUCCCCAGACAAAUGUCAGAGGGCGACGUUCCCACAGGGGGUUAUGCUUCGGGAACGGCCCCCUCCCGGCCACGGUGGAACGUCCACGGACACGUGUCAGAUGCCAGCAUCAAGGUGGGGGAGAACGUGUGUGACGUGGUCCCCUCCCGGCCACGGUGGAACGUCCACGGACACGUGUCAGAUGCCAGCAUCAAGGUGGGGGAGAACGUGUGUGACGCGGUCCCCUCCCGGCCACGGUGGAACGUCCACGGACACGUGUCAGAUGCCAGCAUCAAGGUGGGGGAGAACGUGUGUGACGCGGUCCCCUCCCGGCCACGGUGGAACGUCCACGGACACGUGUCAGAUGCCAGCAUCAAGGUGGGGGAGAACGUGUGUGACAUGGUCCCCUCCCGGCCACGGUGGAACGUCCACGGACACGUAUCUCAGUCCCAGGUGACUCUGGGGGUGCUCUCAGGGGAAGCCGAGCCCAUUAUGCCCAGGCCCCACCAGACCCCCCCUGACCACGGGUCCCAGUCAGGCCUCAGCCUAGGAGCCCAGAGCCCUGCCCAGGAGGGGGAGCCGCAGCCACCUGCAGAGACGGCCUUGGAAGGGGCAGAGAGGGGCCCCCAGGCCUCGCCCACUGCUGGAGCUGCGCCCGGUGUCCUGGGAGGCGGCAGCCCUGAGGAGCCAGGGAGGAGUGAGGACACCGUGGACCUCCCUGCGAGUUGCCGUCCAAGCUCACAGGAAGGCGUGGACACCCAGAGCAGCCCAGGCCUCGGCGAGGAGGCGGCGCAGCGCUGGGGCAUGGAGCAGGCCUACCUGGCAGGCCUAGCGGGGCAGUACCGCCUGGAGCAGUACCCGGACAGCUACGAGGCCAUGUCAGAACCUCCUGUCGCCCGCCUCCUGCACCACGGGCUUCCUCGAGCCUUUGCCCUCCCCGAGGACUCCUGGGUCCAGCCGGACGCAGACGAGACGGCAGUGCAGCUGAGCGAGCUGCUGCCCCUGCCGGUGCUCAUGAAGCACUCGGUCACCGCCCCGCUGGCUGCGCACGUCUCGUUGGUGAACAAGGCCGCCGUGGACUACUUUUUCGUGGAACUCCACCUCGGGGCGCACUUCGAGGCGCUGCGGCACUUUCUGCUGAUGGAAGACGGGGAGUUCGCCCAGUCGCUCAGCGACCUCCUCUUUGAGAAGCUCGGGGCAGGGCAGACGCCCGGGGAGCUGCUCAGCCCGCUGGUGCUCAACUCCGUGCUGAGCAAGGCCCUGCAGUACAGCCUGCACGGCGACACCCCGCACGCGGCCAACCUCUCCUUCGCCCUCAAGUUCCUGCCCGAGGCGUUUGCCCCCAACGCCCCGGACGUGCUCAGUUGCCUGGAGCUCAGGUACAAGGUUGACUGGCCCCUCAACAUCGUGGUCACCGAGGGCUGCCUGAGCAGGUACAGCGGCAUCUUCUCCUUCCUGCUGCAGCUGAAGCUCAUGAUGUGGACGCUCAAGGAUGUUUGCUUCCACCUCAAGCGCACGGCGCGGAUGAGCCACGUGGCCAGCUCCGUGCAGUUCCGCCAGCUGCAGCUGUUCAAGCACGAGAUGCAGCACUUCGUGAAGGUCAUCCAGGGGUACAUCGCCAACCAGAUCCUGCACGUCACCUGGUGCGAGUUCCGCACCCGGCUGGCCUCCGUGGGCGACCUGGAGGAGAUCCAGCGUGCCCACGCUGAGUACCUGCACAAGGCUGUCUUCAGGGGCCUGCUGACCGAGAAGGCGGCGCCGGUGAUGAACAUCAUCCACAGCCUCUUCAGCCUGGUCCUCAAGUUCCGCAGCCAGCUCAUCUCCCAGCCCUGGGGCCUGGCCGGCGGCCCCCACGGCGCCGAGCACCCCAACUUCGCCCUCAUGCAGCAGUCCUACAGCACCUUCAAGUACUACUCGCACUUCCUCUUCAAAGUGGUGAGCAAGCUGGUGAAUCGAGGCUACCAGCCCCACCUGGAGGACUUCCUGCUGCGCAUCAACUUCAACAACUACUACCAGGACGCCUGAGGGCCGGCCCGCCCCCGCCAGGGGCCUGCGUGGGGAAUAAAGGUGCUGCCGCCCCCUG
Messenger RNA from Phacochoerus africanus (Common warthog), 5340 nucleotides. It is a transcript of the gene TUBGCP6, whose product is annotated as tubulin gamma complex associated protein 6. NCBI's taxonomy places the organism in Eukaryota, Metazoa, Chordata, Mammalia, Artiodactyla, Suidae. Bases 186 to 5282 code for a protein of 1698 amino acids. Gene Ontology annotation, molecular function: gamma-tubulin binding; microtubule minus-end binding. The transcript has 25 exons. Gene Ontology annotation, biological process: microtubule nucleation; spindle assembly; mitotic cell cycle. Gene Ontology annotation, cellular component: equatorial microtubule organizing center; spindle pole; gamma-tubulin complex. The record is from RefSeq and is a predicted model, not a curated record.